GUACAAAAUGCUUUUAUUUUUUAUGUGGAAUUAUUGUGGAAUAAAUUGUAGCUAGCUGUUUUUCUCAAUGCUUGAAUGUUGAAUCAGAUCGUCACUAAAUUGGAAUAUAUUGAAAAAAAACAAGUAGCCGACAAUUGUUAAACUAAAAAGGUAGGUAGUAGUACUAGUAGUAUGUGAGACCAGAAAAACAGUUUCAUUUGACCUGAGCUACAGUCUCAGUUUUCAUGUCCAAUAAUAACAUGAGAACUGUUUUUCUCUUCUUCAACCUGUAUGUUUAUUGGUUGCUAAUAUGUUCUUCAUUGAUGUGUUUAGCAGGAGAUACUUUGAAAGCAGGCCAGAAGAUAAUAGCCAAUGAAAAUGAAACCAUUCUUGUUUCAGCUGAAAAAAUAUUUGAACUAGGCUUCUUCACUCCAAACAUCAUCACAAGUGAUUCACAAAGAUACUUAGGUAUAUGGUAUCACAUACAAGAAGUAUCAGAACAACCUCAGAAAAAAACAGUUGUAUGGGUUGCAAACAGAGACAACCCUGUAGCUGUUAAUUCAACUGGUGUUUUCCAAAUAGCAGAAGAUGGAAAUCUUAUUGUUGUAGACACAUCUGGUAAUAAUAUAACAUACUGGUCAUCCAAUUCCAAUGUAAAACACUCUUCUAUUUCUUCGCCGAAAAACAGGACGGUGAAGCUUAUGGAUUCUGGUAACCUUGUGUUACUAGAAGAUGAUGAACAGAAGGAAGUAAAACUCUGGCAGAGUUUUGAUAAUCCAUCUGAUACAUUCCUACCAGGAAUGAAGAUGGAUAGGAAUUUGAAUCUAACAAGUUGGAAAAGUGCUGAUGAUCCAGGAAGUGGAAAUUUCAGUUUUAAGAUGGAACAAAUUAGUGGGCUUGAUCGUUUUAAGAUCUUAAACUUCGAUGAAAUCUAUUGGGAGAGCGAAGAGUACGGAUCUUUGACUUAUGAUUCGAAGAUUGAUCAAUCUGAUGAUAUCAGCUUAGAGGUUUACAAUCUGUUGACCAACUUCACUUUACCUAUACUGAGAAAACUAAUUUAUAUGAACACUUACGACAAUACAAGGUUGUUUCUUGAUUCUCAAGGAGUGAUUCAGUGGGGGAACAAUUUGUUGGUAGGUGGAAAUUUAUUGGUUAGGUGGAAACAGCCAAAAACCAAAUGUUUCAGAUAUGAUUUUUGCGGAAACUUUGCUAGCUGUAACGACGAUGAUUUUGAGCCAUGCAAAUGUUUACCUGGAUUCUAUGAUGAUUACUCAGUAGAUGGAGAUUCUUCUCUACGAGACAAGCUACGUUGUGCGCGGAGAAAAUUAGCAUCAUGUACCAGAAAUGAUACGGUGUUUCUAAACUUGACACUGAUUAAAACAGGAAGACCUGAUGAAAAAUUCAAUGUGGAAUAUGUAGAAGAUUGCAAAUCUAUAUGCCUCGGGAGAUGUCCACAGUGCCAAGCUUACUCAUAUGCUCCACCCUCGACUGAUCGCCAGCGUAUUGGUCUUGUUCCUUCAAACUGCUGGAUCUGGACACACAAUUUAACUACUCUUAAAGAAAACUACACCGAUGGGGAUGAUGAUCGUAGACUCUUUGUCUUAGUUGACAAAUCAGAUAAAGAACCAACGCCAAGAACUUGUGAGCCUUGUGGUACAAACAAUGUCCCUUAUCCGCUUAGUACCGGAUCCAAUUGUGGAGACCUCAAAUACUUAAACUUUAAAUGCAACACUUCGACAGGUCAGCUUAACUUCAUCACAAAGAACGAAGUUAGUUACAGAGUUAUCCGUGUAAAACCUAUUUCAAGAAAAUUUACCAUUCAUAAUGAGGAUGAUUCUUUUUAUCGAAGUUGUGGUGAUGGAUCUGACCGCACAGGAAAUCUGAAGGUUUCUUCCCCGUUUCACAGUGACAAUUCGUGCUUGGAACAAGUGGAAGUUAGUUGGGAGCCACCUUCCGAAGAACCUGUUUGUGAUAACUCUUUUGAUUGUCACGGUUGGAAAAAUUCUACUUGCAGUAAAGGAAAUAAGUGUCUUUGCAAUGCAAACUAUCAUUGGAGUGGCAAGAUUUUAAGUUGUACCGACAGUUUUUUAGAACCUACAUCGUCUCCUAAUGCUACAAAUGAGUCAACAAAAGGAAACUCCAAAAGCUCACUCCCUUUGAUUCUUGGCUUAACUCUUACUGCAGUGAUUAUUCUAGCUUGCAUAAUUAUUUUUGCUUAUGUAUGCAGACGGAGAAUAGUUCAUAUCGUUAAAAAAGAGAAAGAAAGCAUACAGAGAAAUAUUAGAGGGGGCUUUUAUGACAGUGAAAGACACGUGAAGGACUUGAUAGACAUGGAGGGAUUGGAAGAGAAUGACAAUGAAGGAAUUGAGGUUCCUUAUUUCGAUUUCGAGAGCAUAGUAAUGGCUACAGAUGACUUUUCAGAUGCAAAUAAGCUUGGAAGAGGUGGUUAUGGGCCAGUGUACAAGGGUAAACUUCAAGGUGGUCAAGAAAUUGCGGUAAAGAGGCUUUCAAGUGUUUCUUCACAAGGAUUACAAGAAUUCAAGAAUGAGGUUGUUUUAAUUGCAAAACUUCAACAUCGAAAUCUUGUUAAAUUACGGGGAUAUUGCGUUAAAGGAGAAGAAAAAAUUCUACUGUAUGAAUACAUGCCUAACAAGAGCCUGGACUUAUUGAUCUUUGAUCCUACAAAAAGCAUAAUUUUGGAUUGGCAAAUGCGGUUUGAUAUAAUUCUUGGAAUUGCUCGUGGAAUGCUCUAUCUUCAUCAAGACUCGAGAUUGAGAGUUAUUCAUCGAGAUUUAAAAACUAGCAACAUUCUCCUAGAUGAGGAGAUGCAACCAAAGAUAUCAGAUUUUGGUUUGGCAAGAAUAUUUGGAGGAAAAGAAACCGAGGCAAACACAGAGAGGGUUGUUGGUACAUAUGGAUACAUGUCUCCCGAGUAUGCAUUGGAUGGACAAUUCUCUACAAAAUCAGAUGUUUUCAGUUUUGGUGUUGUCUUGCUCGAGAUCAUAAGUGGAAAAAAGAACACAGGAUUCUUUCAAACAAAAGAAAUUUCAAGUCUUUUGGGUUAUGCUUGGACACUAUGGCAAGAGGAAAAGUUGCAAGAUUUAUUAGACCAAUCUAUCUGUGAUACUUACAAUGCUAACCAAUUUAUUCGGUGUUCACAAAUCGGACUCUUAUGCGUACAAGAUGAACCAGGAGAUCGACCAAACAUGUCAAAUAUUGUAACAAUGCUAGACAAUGAAACUACAACGCUCCCAACCCCUAAACAACCAACCUUUUUUAUGCGAAAAAACCUAUCUAACACGGGUUCUUCAAGUCUGCAGCAUGAAAGUAGCAUUCAAGAAGGCCGAUAGGAGAUAAAAUGUGGCUCCAAUCGGACACUUCAGCAUCAAAAUCUUGUUGAAGCAAACAAUAGUUAAUUUUAUUGCAUUACUUUUAAAUUGUACCAAAAGUUCAAAUUCAUGUUAUUUUUUAGCAAAAUUGUAUUGCUAAUGUAACGAGCAUAACAAUAACAAUAGGAUCACUAAUGUGCAGUAAGAGUGUUACACUAAUUGGUUGCCCAUGUCAUAAUGUCCUUAGGAACAUGGAACCUCCUAAUAUGGCAUUUUGCCAUGGUAUGCCCCUAUUGAAACAAUAAUGACAGAUUAUGUGUGGAAGGUGUAAAUUGUGGUCAUUUUGUAUGGCCUCUUAAAAGGCAUGUUAAGCUUUUUAGAAUCUACAAA
This is a messenger RNA of Trifolium pratense (red clover), 3698 nucleotides long. Its product is annotated as G-type lectin S-receptor-like serine/threonine-protein kinase At4g03230. NCBI's taxonomy places the organism in Eukaryota, Viridiplantae, Streptophyta, Magnoliopsida, Fabales, Fabaceae. Gene Ontology annotation, biological process: recognition of pollen; protein phosphorylation. The record is from RefSeq and is a predicted model, not a curated record. The transcript has 8 exons. The coding region runs from base 225 to 3329 and encodes 1034 amino acids. Gene Ontology annotation, molecular function: protein serine/threonine kinase activity; ATP binding.